Molecule: messenger RNA, 2820 nt
Organism: Stylophora pistillata
Lineage: Eukaryota; Metazoa; Cnidaria; Anthozoa; Scleractinia; Pocilloporidae
Product: pleckstrin homology domain-containing family A member 5
Source: RefSeq, a predicted model, not a curated record
UGAGUACUGUUGACAAGAAAUACCGACACGGACGAAAUGUUACAAAAUCUUGACCAAUCACAUGCGAUGCCUCCGAGGGUAAUUGACAAGCGAGAUUUCUGAGAAUUAAAUCGUGUAAGUUUACUUUUAACCUCGCACAUUUCAAGGCUCACAAAAGACUCCAGAUUCCAUGGUCACAAAAUAAUUGCCUGACCCCGUCGGGCAUUUUUACCUGUUUUCAGGAAACGAAAAUUGUGAUUUCUGAAAAACCCUACUGUAACAGCUGGUUCGCGAGUACGUUAAUCAAACAUGUGCACUUGCACGAGCGUCAUGCAACAUCCACCAAAUUUUGCGGUCAGAUAAUUUUUUGUCCUGUUUUCAAGAAACGAAAAUUGUGAUUUCUGAAAAAUUAUCUUGUAAUAGCUGGUUCACGAACACGUUUAACAAUCAAACAUGUGUACUGGCACGAGCGUUGUGCAUCCAGCAAGUUUUGAGAUCAGAUAAUUUUUUUUCCCGUUUUCUGAAAAAUCCUGCUGUAACAGCCGGGUCCCGUGGACGUUAAUCAAACAUAUGCGCUUACACGAGUGUCAUGCAGACCGGUGCUGCUCGGUCAAACCUGGACCCCAGUUUUGAUAAUGACGUCAUCAUACAUUCGCUCUUUAAUAUAAUAUUUGUCGAUUUUUUUUAUGUCGGUUUGCGCUCAUCAAAUUGCUUUUCAGAGCCUUUCCCUAUGGAGCUAAUUAAGGCGUCAUUACCUAUGGACUGAGAACACAGGACACUCCAGAACUUCAGCUUGGGCUUAAAGGAGGCGUCAGGAGGUAUUGUUUUCACACCGUUGUGUCCUGCCGAGAGCUGCUUGUAAAUUUCCUCACCAAUCAAGGCCGUGUGAAGCUCGCAGUAGCGCGAGGAUUGGUAUUUGUGAGUACUGCCGCAAUAAGUGACUUGCAUUCCUCACAGUUUGCGAGGGAAAUAACUCGAACUACAGUUUCGCGCGGAGUGUUGAGCCUAUUAAAACAUUGGAAGUCAUAGCACAAGUAAAGCUUUCGUUGCGCUUAUAGUCUGGACAAGAUUCGCACACUUUUACACAUCAGCUCUAUUGAGAAUGAAAAGCUUUGACGCUAAUAACAACGAAAGGAUUUUAAAACAUGGUUACCUGCUGAAGCAAAGCGAUCUUCUUAAGCAAUGGAAUCUUCGGUAUUUUGUGCUUAGUAAAGAAUGUCUCUGUUACUACCGAACUGAAAAGCAAUCUGUAGAAGAGGUACCAAAAGAGGUGAUAUUUUUCAACGACAUGUCCCUUUAUAUAGACGAACUACCAGACAAACAGACUAAGUACUGCUUAAAGCUUGUAAAGCGAUCAGUUACGGCCGGCAAGAUCGCAAAUCGAACAUUUCAUCUGUGUUGCUUCUCAGAGCACGAAAGGAACGAGUGGCUGUCGCAGAUUCUCCAUGCGAAAGCGAUCGCGCUGUUGGUCGAUCCAACAACAUGGAUGGGAAGUCAGGAAGCUUCGAAAGAUGACAUGGACCUUGGGCUUACUAAUUCAACUAGCGGUGUCAAGCUCGCCUCUGCUAGAGUGAUUUUGCAGAAGUGCCGGCGUAAGCUUUCUCUCAGUGCAAACACGAGGGAUUCUCGUAGCUGUUUGUUCCUUGAUGACAGUAACAUAAAAAGAAGAAGGAAAUCCACGCCGCGUUUAAGUCAAGAGUGGAGAAACACACUAAUGGUGAUUUAACCGCACCCUUAAAAAAUCGAAAAGGAGGAUAGACAAUUUUGAAAGGAAUCAAGUUAUCUACGGAAUUUGUAAAUAGACAGAUUCCGAAAAAUGGACGACAGCUAGCAGCAAAGGAAAGAAGGGAACACUGUACAGUUUUUGUGCCGCCUUUUGUGUCAGUUCGUUUUGUUGAUCGUUGGACUCCACGUAAGCAGCGAUUAAAGCGGAAAUGUAAACAAGGUGGUAAAGUAAUUUUUACACGUUUGUUUCGUUCGGCACUUUCUGAUUGACAAAAUACAAUUAUGCGGUAAAGGAAUACUUGACUACAGUUUAAGCUCGAAAUGUAACAUCAUUCGAGUGACCCAGUUGAAAAGAUGGAACUGGACUGUAAAAUAAUUCCCGUAUAAUGAUAUAUCAGGUACGCUACGUUUUGAGUUCAGGAAAAAAAUGGUGGUUUAAAUUAUUUGAAGUUUCAAACCAUAUAAACGCUACUUUAAAAUUUGGAAAGUCUGAUGAAAUUCUGGCGUCUCUAAAAACGUGUGAAUCAGCAGUGGUACAGAACGGCUCUAUGUCUAGCUUCAAGGAUUGCUUCUCUUUGAUUCAGAGCAUUGAAAUUGAGGUGAAAAACAUACUUUUCACAAACUAUUAAAAAAUAUUGAUCAUAUCUUCCUUAUUCACAAUCGUACAGUCGUGAUAUAAGUUAUUUUUCUGAUCAAGGGAAACUACUUAAUUUAUUUGAAUUAUCAUCAUGCACGACAAAAAAAAAAAACAUUUGGGGGAAAUUACCUGAAAUCGGCUUUGAUUGCAUAAUUAGUUGUCAAAACACAAGAUACUUUUACUUUCAGAAUGGAGCUGUGAAAGUUGUUGACAGCGAGAAAUCUGCACUAUGCAGAGAGGUAUUUAUAGAUUGUUCCCAUUUUGACCUAACUUUUAGAGGUAUUUAAAACUUGUUAGGGAACAUAUGGCAUUAGAGGAAUAUAUUUUACAGUCACUCCUUAGAGCUUAGUUAAACCUUUAUUCGAUGAAAAUGCAUAACUAGGAAAUUCAAGAUGCGUUCAACUAUGUUGAUCUUUUAAUUCUUUGGUGACAUUUUAAUAAAGAACCUCUGUGGUCCAUGGACAAAGUUUGAAGAUAAA